Pseudomyrmex gracilis is the source of this 828-nucleotide messenger RNA. Its product is annotated as cuticle protein 65-like. NCBI's taxonomy places the organism in Eukaryota, Metazoa, Arthropoda, Insecta, Hymenoptera, Formicidae. The record is from RefSeq and is a predicted model, not a curated record. Bases 56 to 628 code for a protein of 190 amino acids. The transcript is spliced from 4 exons.
GCGACAGAAAUCGAUCUAUUUUACUCGCGCACGAGAGUCAAAGUAAAUUUUCAACAUGAGAGUUCUGAUCUGCCUGGUGCUGAUUUCGGCGGCGUUCGCGACCGAAGAGAAGACGGUCAAGAAGCGCGGUUUGUAUGGUUCUCUCGGAGACUACGGCAGUUACGGCGGUUACGGUGGUUAUGGCAGUUAUGGCGGUUAUGGAGGUUACAGCAGUUACGGUGGUGGCCAUGCGGCGGUCGCUAUCGUAGAGAAGCCCACUCUCGCAAUCGCGGUCCAGGAGAAGCACGUCCCUGUUCCCGUCGCGGUCCCGCAUCCAGUUCCAGUUGACCGUCCCUAUCCUGUUAAGGUCCCAGUUGCUGUUCCGCACCCGGUUCCGGUAGCCGUCCCGGUGCCACAGCCUUAUCCAGUGGUCCACACCAAGACGGUCGCGGUUCCCGUAGAGAAGCCAGUGCCAGUCCCGGUUCCGGUUAAAGUGACAGUUCCCGCCCCGUACCCCGUACCCGUCAAUGUGGCGGUCCCUCACGCAGUGCCAGUCGCGGUUCCACACCCAGUUCCAGUCGCGGUCCCGCAUCCUGUCGUCGUCAAAGAAACGGUUCCCGUUUAUGUUAAGGCUCACGGUCACUAUUAGAUGAAUUAUUUCUUCACACAAUGAAAAUGCCCAUAUCACCUCCCCCUCUCCCCCCCCCCAGCUCCGUCCUGACACUUUCAUUCCCGUCUUAAAAAAUCUAAAUCUCGUUCACGACGAACGUGCUCGAUUGAAACAAAUUUUUUUUUUCGUCGUGUAGUACUUUUUGAAUUAACGAAAUAAAUCACUUUUGUAAAUGUUUU